Phaeodactylum tricornutum CCAP 1055/1 is the source of this 564-nucleotide messenger RNA. RefSeq lists its product with no specific name. The record is from RefSeq and is a predicted model, not a curated record. The annotation marks the transcript as partial. Lineage: Eukaryota; Bacillariophyta; Bacillariophyceae; Surirellales; Neidiaceae. The transcript has a single exon.
GUAGCGUUUUCGGGAGGAAUUGACUCGUCCGUUGUCGCUGCUGCUGUGCAUGCUGUCCAGACAAGUACAGAAACGGCUAUAGCCGUUCUGGGUGUUUCAAACGCCGUUCCGGAGGAGCAAGUCCUCCUUGCCCGGAGAAUAAGCAGCCAUAUUGGUAUACCACUGACUGAAGUUCCCACGACGGAAGGAUCGGACGAUAUUUAUAUAGCCAAUGCUGGCCAAGCUUGUUUGGCAUGCAAAACUCAUCUGUAUUCGACGCUAAGCGCGAUUGCGGCGCACGCCAAACAUUCUGAUGGAGGCCGACAAUUGUACAACGGAACGAACUCAGAUGAUCUGAAGGAUCCAACCCGACUCGGGUUGAUUGCGGCGGAAAAUUUUAAGGUUCUAUCUCCAUUGCGAGAAUUGACCAAGGCAAAGGUCCGUGUCGUAGCCCGUCACAUGGGAUUACCGAACUGGAAUUACGCGGCAUCGCCCUGUCUGCGAUCUCGAUUGGCCCUCGGCGUGGAAGCGUCGGUUGAUCACUUACACCGGAUUGAACGAGCCGAACGUUUUGUGAAGACAAGA